CUGUCCCGCUGCUUGCAUAAAUGCAAUUGGAUUAAAUUUGUACUGCGUGGGGGGGGGGGGGCUCUCAGAGGUCCCGUGCCGUAAGGGGGCGGUUGGCGGUGUUAGCUGCUUCGCCAAGAGUGAGUUGCGAGGUCGUCGUUGUCUCGCAGCAAUCAGCGCGGGCUGCUGGAUCCUCUAUCCCUCCUCCGUGUCCUCCUCCUCCUCCUCAUUCUCUUCCUCCUCGGAUUCUUGGCCGCUGCCUCCGCCGAGCGUGGGUGAGGAUGACGGCGCUGGCGCGAAUGGCAGCAGCGAUGCUCUGCCUGCUCGGCUGCACGUUGGAUGGGUGCAGGGCAUCAGAAGCCGCGAGUCGUCUCUACAAGACUCUGUUCACGAGUUACAACCCCUACAUCCGACCCGUGUUCAACGUGUCCGAUCCGGUCAUCGUGAGAUUUGAGGUGUCCAUGUCACAGCUGGUCAAGCUGGAUGAAGUGAAUCAAAUAAUGGCGACAAACCUCUGGCUUAAACACACCUGGAAUGACUACAAGUUCCAGUGGAACCCCGGACAAUUCGAAGGCAUGGAGUACAUCCGAGUGCCUUCGGACAAGAUCUGGAAGCCAGACAUAGUUUUGUACAACAACGCGGACGGAGACUUCCAAGUGGAAGGCAAGACCAAAGCUCUGCUCAAGUACGACGGCACGGUGAUGUGGAUGCCGCCGGCGAUUUUCAAAAGUUCGUGCAAGAUCGACGUCACUUACUUCCCCUUCGACUACCAGAACUGCACCAUGAAAUUCGGCUCUUGGACCUACGACAAGGCCAAGAUCGACCUGGUGCUGGUCGGCACCAAGAUCAACCUCAAGGACUUUUGGGAAAGCGGAGAGUGGGUAAUCAUCGACGUCCCAGGCUACAAGCACGACAUCAAGUACAACUGCUGCGAACAGAUAUACCCCGACAUUACCUACUCGGUGUACGUGCGGCGCCUUCCACUCUUCUACACCAUCAAUUUAAUCAUCCCCUGCCUGUUGAUCUCAUUCCUGACCGUCCUGGUCUUUUACCUCCCCUCCGACUGCGGGGAGAAAGUGACACUGUCCAUCUCGGUGCUGCUGUCCCUCACCGUGUUCCUCCUCGUCAUCACGGAGACCAUCCCGUCCACGUCGCUCGUCAUCCCGCUCAUCGGCGAGUAUCUCCUCUUCACCAUGAUCUUCGUGACCCUCUCCAUCGUCAUCACCAUCUUCGUGCUCAACGUGCACUACCGCACGCCGGAGGCGCACACGAUGCCCAACUGGGUGCGCCGGGUCUUCCUCGACACGCUGCCCAAGAUCAUGCUGCUGCAGCCACCCAAGGGCUCCGUGGGCACGGCGGCGUCGCCCGACGCGGUCGUGGCGGAGGCCGACCAGCAGCCGGCGUGCCUCUGCGCCGGCGAGCUGUCGGCGGCGGCGGCGGCGAGCAGCAGCAGCAGCUGCCAAAGCGGCGGCAUUUCGAGGGCCUCAAGCUCGAUGGAGGCGCACGUGUCAUCCGUGCGGCUGCCGAGGCUGCGCGCGGCUGACGUGAUGUCGGACGAGCUGUCGAGCUCGUCCAGCACGGAGUCGCUCGACGCGCUGCUCGCCCUCUGCCUGCUCUCGCCCGAGAUCCGCCAGGUGAUCGACAGCGUCAAGUACAUCGCCGAGAACCUGCGGACUCAAGACGAGGCCAAGGAGGUGUGCGACGACUGGAAGUAUGUGGCCAUGGUAGUGGAUCGCAUUUUCCUGUGGGUCUUCGUGCUGGUCUGCAUCCUCGGCACGGCUGGGCUCUUCCUGCAGCCGCUCAUGGCAGGGGAAGACAUGUGAAGAGAACAGCGACCAUACCAAGCUUCCCCCCCCCCCCCACCAAA
This is a messenger RNA of Petromyzon marinus (sea lamprey), 1846 nucleotides long. RefSeq names its product neuronal acetylcholine receptor subunit alpha-3-like. Gene Ontology annotation, cellular component: postsynaptic membrane. Gene Ontology annotation, biological process: monoatomic ion transmembrane transport. Gene Ontology annotation, molecular function: acetylcholine-gated monoatomic cation-selective channel activity; transmembrane signaling receptor activity. Lineage: Eukaryota; Metazoa; Chordata; Hyperoartia; Petromyzontiformes; Petromyzontidae. The record is from RefSeq and is a predicted model, not a curated record.